Molecule: messenger RNA, 3315 nt
Organism: Lingula anatina
Lineage: Eukaryota; Metazoa; Brachiopoda; Lingulata; Lingulida; Lingulidae
Product: tauropine dehydrogenase
Molecular function (GO): oxidoreductase activity
Source: RefSeq, a predicted model, not a curated record
AAUUGCAUCAAUCUUUCACGUCACUGAGGGAACGCGGUGUGCUCUGUUAGUUCUGGCAAACGAACUUAUGUCACUUCAAGUCGACGCGAAGCAACAGUGAAGUACGCUAUAUUCGGAUCUACUGUUAUACGCAUUACAAACAACAACCCAAAAGAAAAAAAUGAAAGGUGUGUUAUUCAUAGUCAAACACGACAAAAACACCCGACGGGUAUGCAUUAGGCCUACUUUGCAUUGAAACACGACGUGGCAUUCUUUAACCCAGCUUUGAGGGAUUUUCAUAAUCACGCGCUUCGAGAACCAACGUCAUUUCCAGGUCUUCUGCCGAAGCCGCGUGGUGGUGUAAAUAGAGGCUCCUUUAUAACAACGCCGGUGUAGCAGUAGUCUGGGCAAUCCCUGCAUGACCCUUUUUAUGGGUUAUCUUUAAGAUCCACGUCAGCAGAUAUAGCACUACAGGGCCAAGUUACAGACCUAUAUCGAAAAUUAAAAAGAACGCCCAAAAGCAAGCCGAAAAUGACCAAUCCAGUGCGAGUUCUUAUUUGUGGCGGCGGCAAUGCAGCGCACGUGAUGGCUGGCCUGGCCGCCACGAGGCAGGGAGUCGAGGUCCGAGUUCUCACUAUUUUUGCCGACGAAGCAGAUAAAUGGACAGAAGCAAUGAAAUUAAGGGGAUUUAACGUUAUCAUCAAAGGUCACCGAGGUCAACCGGAUAUUGAUCUACAGGCAAAUCCGUUCACUGUUUCGAAGUACCCGGAAGAGGUAGUGCCCGGAUGUGAUUUAGUUGUAUUUGCAGUGCCAGCCUAUGGGCAUGCGCAGUACCUUAAUGCAAUGAAACCAUUCCUCAAGCCAGGCAGCUUAUUGGUUGCCUUGCCUGGCUCUUCUGGUUUCGAAUUCGAAGUAAAUGACGUCUUAAAAGAUGUUGCAAAAUCUAUAUCAGUGAUGACCUUUGACACACUACCCUGGGCAGCAAGACUCAAGGAGUACGGCCACAGCGUAGAAGUAUUAGGCAUAAAGAAAGUAAUCCACGGAGCUCUUCACGGGAAUUGUGAAACGGUAUUCCCUCAUGACAGAAACGCCGUAGAAACUCUUCAAUAUCUUGUCGGUGAGGUGCCCGUUCUAGACGUUAGCGGCCAUAUCCUGGGAAUCACCCUCCUGUCUCCCAAUGCUUACGUCCAUCCCACUAUGAUGUACGCCGAGUGGGCUAACUGGGAUGGUCAGCCGGUGUCCAGAGCCCCUCUGUUGUACCAUGGGGUCACGGACAGCUCCAUCAAGGAAAUGACCCAAGUUCACGAAGAGGUGGAAGGAUUGGCCAAGAGAAUCAUGGAACUCCGCCCCAACGUUGACCUCAGCAAAGUAAAAGGUCUGUUCCCUUAUAUUCUGGAGAUCUACGAAGAUCACAUUUUAGACAAAAGUAAUCUGAAGACCGCGUUUCUCUCAAACACCGCCUACGAGGGACUUCGGUUCCCAAUGGUUGCCACCGAAGACGGGAAACUUAGCCCGGAUUUCAACAAUCGCUAUCUCUCCGAGGAUAUCCCAUACGGCCUGGUUGUGAUUCGAGGUAUUGCGGAAAUAGUCGGCGUGGAUACUCCGCACAUAGAUAAGGUAUUGCUGUGGUCACAAGAGAAGCUGGGGAAAGAGUUUCUAAUCGAUGGGCACAUAGCCGGAAAACAUGUGCCUGAAUCGCGCAGUCCUCAGGCCUACGGGAUGACCACAUUGGACGAGAUUCUCUGGAUGUAGUGACGUUUAUGUGAUUUUCCUGACCUUUAACCUUUCCGCUUCAUGAACUGCACCGAAAGGUCGUUAAAUGGCGUUUGCACAUGUUGAAAAGACAUGUUUAUGUUGCAGUCUGUCUCGAACAUUUACACGGGAACUGUAGUCCUGUAGAUAUGUGUAGGUGUAGCUUGUUUGAUUUGUUUUAUUUUUCAUCAGAUAUUCAGGAGGGGAAAAAGGGCAGCUUUUGAUUGCAUAUUAUCUUUGAAGUUACGAAAAUUAUUUUUAGAUUUAGUAUAAUUAUGUGAAAUUGAUCCAGAUUAUGAGUUUGGAUAUAAAACGUAGUUUGAUAGCUCUGUUUGACGACUGAGACAAUCUGCCCUUUUCUAUUUUGCAAAAGUGUAAAAUGAAUUGUAUUUUGGGAAGUUAAACCGACUGGACAUUGAAUACCAAAUCAGGCAAUGAUUCAUUUUAACACUGCAACGCGGAUCAGAUGAAAACGUCUGAUAUUUAUUUCAGUAACAAUUGUUAAAUAUAAUGCUCAUAAUAUACUGCCAACAUCAGGCCCAAAUUGAGCAGUUAGUUGUAAACCAUGGUCUUAAUGAUGAUAAUAUUUGAGCACAAAAAAUCGUAGUAAAUAUAAUGUGGGUUUGGCAAUACUCCCAUUGUCAACGUGUCAGUCUUUUUUGUGUGGUUUGACCACGUAUUAGUACUCCAAUAAUGUUUCUGGUGUGUAUUUUUUUAUAUAUUUUAUUGGAAGACGGUACUUAUUUAUGUAUAGCAGUAUAUUAGUUUUUUGAACGAGGCAAAUUUCACAACCAAAGUCCAUACCUAGCUUCUUUAAAACAUGGCUGAUGGCACAAUGUCAGGUCUAUAAAGACAUUAAAUCAUUCGUCUGGUGACUUUUAUUGAUGUAAGUGACAUGUAAAUAAUUUUAUACGUUUUACAGUUUGUUCUCUAUUUAGUCAUUGGCAUUAUAUAAUUAUGCAGAUCGUCUACCUUGUUUUCAUUCAAAUUGCUCAUUAUUUACUGUAUCAACGUGUUUGUAUUGUUUGACAAGUGGUGAAUUAUAUGGUCUAUUUUAUUAUCUUGAAAAAAUGUUUUUAUUGUAUACCUAAAGGCUACAAAAUUAAGAAUGACGCGACUGAGAGGUCGAGUUUUUCCUUCUGUCUGCCACGUUCUUGUUAUACAGUCACUGUUUUGUCCUGUAAUUCUCUGCUUCUAUUUUGCUUUUUACAGGCAGAGCUCUGUCUCUCUCUUUUACAUAUGAAUUUCAAGACAAUCUAUUUGGUAAGUCUUCUUCACUUUUCAUUUCCCAUUGACGCCUAUUUAUCGGUGUUUGGGGUGAAAAUUAAUCCCAUUUUUACAUUGCAUUAUUGAUUCAUUGUCUCAGUAAUAUGAGAUGUAGAAUUACACACCAUCCAUAAAGUGAACAAAAAGAGCACUGAUGACUAAUAAGCCUGAAAAGCAGAUAAUUCUACUUCCGAGCGUAUAUAGAAUUUGGUGUAUCAAUAUGCAGUAUAUUAUAUACGACUAAUUACUGUAGUCACAUGUAUUGCUACAUGCAUUUCAUAAAAGAUUCACGCCGGCAGUCUAAAUAAAUAUGUCGUU